This is a messenger RNA of Brassica napus (rape), 2183 nucleotides long. Its product is annotated as protein NUCLEOLAR COMPLEX ASSOCIATED 4. Lineage: Eukaryota; Viridiplantae; Streptophyta; Magnoliopsida; Brassicales; Brassicaceae. The transcript has 15 exons. Gene Ontology annotation, cellular component: Noc4p-Nop14p complex; small-subunit processome; nucleolus. The coding region runs from base 162 to 1949 and encodes 595 amino acids. The record is from RefSeq and is a predicted model, not a curated record. Gene Ontology annotation, biological process: ribosome biogenesis.
CAUUCUUGAUAUUUGUACAUGUUACUUACGGGGGCAAUAUAAAUCCUUGUUUCGUUAGUGCUCAAUACGCCGUCGUAUUAUUUCAACGACAUCGUUAGGUUUUUAUUGUGCCCUUCUCUGCUAAACCCUCCGUCUCCGCCACGAAACCAGAGAGCUCAACAAUGGCGUCGAUACUCUCAAAGAACCAAAAGAAGAAACAAGACUACACCUUGAAAGAGCUCAAGUCACUAGGCAGCGACCUACUCUCAUCUCGAGCUCACAUCAAGAACCUCCCUCUCCUUCUCUCCUUCAUCUCGCCAGAAUCUCCGCCGCAGUUCGUGGUGGAAUCCCUCCUCUCACUCCAGUCCUUCUUCACUCCUCUUCUCUCUCAGCUUCCCUCCACUUCUUCUUCUUCUUCAACGAAACGACCUCGUUCCGAAGAAGACGACGAUGAUACUUCAAACAAGAAGACAGAUGAAGACCCUGAAGUCAUCUUCAACGCUUGGCUAAGAUCGAAGCUUGACGAGUUCGUGAAGCUUCUACUUGAUGUUCUUGUCUCUCAACAGUCUGAAGACACUCUAAGGGAUAUAGUUUUGGGCACAUUAAUGGAGUUUGUAAAGCUUCUGAAUGCGGGAAGGUUUCACUCUUCCAUCUUCCACAGAAUACUUAAUGCUAUUAUUCACUCUGCAGUUGAUAUUGACGUAUUCUUGGAUAUACUUACCUCAAAGUACGUCAAGUACAUUGACGUCCGCUAUUUUACAUACAUCAGCAUGGAGAAGUUUGUGAAAACACUUGAAGCAUCAGCAGUUGUGUCUGCUGAUAGAACCGUGAUAGAACAUAGUGAGACUGAGAAUGAAUCGAAAGACAGCCUGGAACUCUCUAUUCGCAAGAUCUAUCAAGUUUUAUCUCCAAUUCCACCACCUCAAAAACAAGCUGAAAAGUCUGACCACGAGAUGUGGAGUGGUUCAGAUGAAAGUAGUAGUAGUAGUGAGAAACCGAAAGAUAAGAAGAAAAAGAAUAAAGAUCAAGACAGCAGUCUUCUUUCUCCGACUACAAUUGCCAAGAGGAUGAAGCUGAAGUUCACAAAAGCAUGGAUCUCAUUUCUCAGACUGCCUCUUCCCCUUGACGUUUACAAGGAGGUUCUUGCUAGUAUUCACCAGACAGUCAUUCCCCAUCUGUCUAAUCCUGCAAUGUUAUGCGACUUCCUAACAAAAUCAUAUGACAUUGGGGGAGUUGUCAGUGUGAUGGCUCUAAGCAGCCUCUUCAUCCUCAUGACGGAACAUGGUUUGGAAUAUCCCAACUUUUAUGAAAAACUCUAUGCGUUACUGGUCCCUUCGGUCUUUGUGGCAAAGCAUCGAGCAAGGUUUCUUCAGCUUCUUGAUGCUUGCCUUAGGUCAUCAUUGCUCCCAGCAUAUCUGGCAGCUUCAUUCACAAAGAAACUAAGCAGAUUGUCACUUUCUGUUCCUCCUUCGGGAUCGUUGGUCAUUACGGCUCUGAUCUACAACCUCUUGCGAAGACACCCUACAAUCAACCAUCUUGUGCAUCAGGAAACCGUUGAAACCGCCAACGAAGCCAAUUCAGAAGCUGAGGAAUCCAAUGAGUGCCGACCAAAGACCAACAAAAAUCUUGGUAUUGACUAUUUCAACAACCAGGAAAGUGAUCUCAAGAAAACUGGUGCCAUGAGGAGUUCCCUUUGGGAGAUUGACACUUUGCGUCACCAUUACUGCCCACCAGUCUCAAGGUUUGUUUCAUCGUUGGAAACUGAUCUAACCGUCAGAGCGAAAACCACCGAAAUGAAAAUAGAAGAUUUCAGCUCUGGUUCAUAUGCCACCAUCUUCGGAGACGAGAUUCGGAGAAGGGUAAAACAAGUUCCAUUAGCCUUCUACAAAGCGGUUCCAACAUCUCUGUUUGAGGAUUCAGAUUUUCCAGGGUGGACGUUCAACAUUCCUCAAGAGGAGGGAAAAUGCUGAGUGGUUUCUAAAGAGUAGCCAACUCAUAAGCUUAAACAAACACUGCAGGUAUUAGAAGAUUUGUGAUACCAAGUUUUGUAGUUUGGAUCGUUCAGAUAUAGUUUUUUUUUUUUGGUUUUGAUACUGAAUGUGUUUUAAGGCGUACACCCACACAAUAGACCAUACAUUUGUCUCUGGUCGAUUUGUCACUCGUGGAAUACUUUUACAUUCACUAAUCGCAGUGCGUUGAUGAUA